This is a messenger RNA of Synchiropus splendidus (mandarinfish), 1084 nucleotides long. RefSeq names its product small ubiquitin like modifier 3b (gene sumo3b). Gene Ontology annotation, molecular function: protein tag activity; ubiquitin-like protein ligase binding. Bases 112 to 399 code for a protein of 95 amino acids. Gene Ontology annotation, cellular component: nucleus. Gene Ontology annotation, biological process: protein sumoylation. The transcript is spliced from 4 exons. Lineage: Eukaryota; Metazoa; Chordata; Actinopteri; Syngnathiformes; Callionymidae. The record is from RefSeq and is a predicted model, not a curated record.
AAUUUGCGUGCGCGCUCACGAUCCAGACGACCGUGCCGAAGCCACAGACUCUCCGGCAUCACCACCAUCCCGCCACUGCGUUAUCGUUAUCCACCUCCGGCGAAGAGCACAAUGUCUGAAGAGAAGCCGAAGGAGGGCGUGAAGACCGAGAACGACCACAUCAACCUGAAAGUAGCUGGUCAGGACGGGUCAGUCGUUCAGUUCAAGAUCAAGAGACACACGCCUCUCAGCAAGCUCAUGAAGGCGUACUGCGAGAGACAGGGACUGUCGAUCCGCCAGAUAAGAUUUAGGUUUGAUGGACAGCCGAUUAAUGAGACGGACACACCUGCACAGCUGGAAAUGGAGGACGAAGACACUAUUGACGUAUUUCAACAACAGACGGGAGGAAGCUUCUCCUAAAAAUCUUUGGACCAUCUACAUAUUUUAUCCAUGUUGUCUUUGUUUAUUGCUAUUUUUUUGUUUUUAAAAUCCCCCCUGGCUCUGUGCUGCUCGCUUUAUCCAUUUUUGUUUCUGUUAGGGGCCGUGCAUCACUGAUUUGAGAAGAGGGUUUGCCAUGAAGAGAAGUUGAUUUUAGGAUGGGAUCAGGUUCAUGCUAAAAGUCAUGCAUCAACAUUGUUACAGUUUAGGAGCAGUCACUUUAUGUAUCCAUGCGUUAUGUGUUGGACGAAUGAUAAGGUGUCCUUUACCUCAAUAACACUCUUUCAGAGGGGCGUUAACAGAACAGGAUGAUUUGUUCGACCAAAAAUUUCUUUGUACAUUUCAUAGAAGGUUUUGGUUUGUUUUCCGACAUGGGUGUAGCAGUGCUCCUCACAUGUCAACAGCAGGAAGGUCCACAUGUGGGGAGGAAGGAGUGUAUCGUCUCAUAACCCAUUUUAUUUUCUGUGUUGCCAACUUCAAAAAAUGUCUCGCUCACCAAGAAGAUGUAUUUGACUUGUCCAGUGGUGGAGACCAUCACAGUACAUUUUAAAUAAGCAAAUUUGGGGCUUAAGUUGCUGAAUCCACUGUGUUUUAAUUUGUUUCUACUUUGAUGUCCUGAUACUGUAUACAAUAAAUAUAGUUUGAUACUCAAACUUGUUUUUGUGUU